Molecule: messenger RNA, 1236 nt
Organism: Penicillium oxalicum
Lineage: Eukaryota; Fungi; Ascomycota; Eurotiomycetes; Eurotiales; Aspergillaceae
Exons: 3
Coding region: 1-1236 (411 amino acids)
Biological process (GO): polyketide biosynthetic process
Molecular function (GO): acyltransferase activity, transferring groups other than amino-acyl groups
Source: RefSeq, a predicted model, not a curated record
AUGUCUUUCCAGGAAGCUGGUUCAAUAUGGUCUUUGAAAAGUCCAAUUUGCGUCUGCACAGAGCAGCAUGCCAACUGGUCAAUAUCUGAUAAAACUGUGGCUAUUGUCGGCACAGGAGCAUAUUAUCCACCAAAUAGAAAAAGUGCUGCAGAUCUAAAAGAUAUCAUCAGCAAAGUGCACGAAUUGGACAGCAUAUUCAACAAAAUCUUGGAGAUCAAUGACAAAUCCAUGAUAAAAACGCGUCACUUCGCCAUCCCGGACGAUCACCCUUACUGGGGAAGACCGGAAGUACCAACGAUCGCUGAGUGUGAUGUGCUGUUCAAAUUAUACGGCGCGCCCAUGGCGGAAACGGCCGCCAAGAAGGCCCUGGACAACUGGGGAGGCUCGAUGCAAGAUAUCACUCAUCUUGUCGUAGUCACCUGCACCAAUACCGCAAAUCCUGGGCUUGACUUUCACCUUAGUCAAAAACUCGGGCUCGGCAGGAACGUCCACCGCAUACUGCUCCAUGGAAUCGGUUGUGCCGGUGGUGUUGCAGCGCUACGAACGGCAAACGAACUUCUUCUUGGAGCGGCAUUUCAGGCUAAAGCAGGAAGAGCUCUCGUUGUUGCAUGCGAGCUCACAUCAAUUUAUUGUCGCACGGAGCUAGCUGAUAUUGAAAGGGAUCAUCGUGUCAACGUCGGAGUCACCCUGUUUGGGGAUGGGGCCGGCGCUUUGGUGCUAAGUAAUUCGAUCGGUGUCACAGUUUCCGAGAAAGAGAGCGUUUGGAACAUUCUGAACGCUCGAUCAACUGUCAUCAAGGGGUCUGAACAAUGCUUGGAAUAUAACGUUCAUGCUCGUGGGUACCAUGCUGUGAUCUCGAAAGACGUCCCAAGCUUUAUUCGCGCAUCAAUUUCUCAGGGCUUCGAGGAGCUGAUCAGAUCGACUCCAUCACUUUGCCGAGAUGGCAACAAUUUCGUGCCGUCAAACUAUGAUUGGGCCCUGCAUCCAGGCGGCUAUGGUGUAUUGGUCCUGGCGGAGCAAGAACUGGGUCUUUCCCAGCACCAUUUGCGAAAGAGCCAUGAGGUCUACCGUACCAGAGGAAAUAUCAGUUCUGUUACAGUGCUGGGCGUUAUUGAUGAAUUGGCGAAAGAAGAUGUUACAAGCGGUUCAGCCAGAAGAAAUGUCAUUGUUUGCUCAUUCGGGCCGGGUAUGACCAUGGAAAUGGCGGUGAUGUCAAGACAUAAUCACGGAAGGUGA